UUACUUUAUUUUAAUUCUGGCAUUUUAGUGAUUUAAAUAACUUGAUCUUGCCAUGGAUGUUGUCAACAGAUAAUAGAAUGGAUCAGUAAUACCAACACAUACAGAGAAUAGGAAAGAAUGUACACUGUGCACAUAAACUUUGUUCUUGACCAUGCACUGAACCUAGUCGCUCUUAUCAUCAGACGUUUGGAUCAGCUUCUGCUGCUCAUCAUCACGGAUUAGUCGUGUUGCUUUGCUGUUUUAUUUGCCUUGCUGUAUCAUGUCCUUCUUACUUUAAUUGACAACUCUGGGUGACUUAAGGUGACAAGUAUAGUUUCAUUUCUGUCAUGUUUGGGGUAUUUAUGCUGUGCUAUUUAUAGUGUAUGCUUUAACACAGAAAAAGAAGACGUUACAUAACAUCUUCCUUCAAGUAUUUGCAAUAGGUUCUUCUUGAUCGUUCACAACCUUAUUUGAUUUUUGAAAUUUUUAUGUUUAAUCUUCUGGGAGGAACUGCUGUGUUUUAAAAGGAGUCUGAGGGAAUAAGUGAAUGAAUGAUUCCAUCAUAGAGAGCUCCAGACGUAUAUGCUGUAAUUCUGCAGCGGUAACAUGUUCUCUGGCUUACAUUCCUAGUAGCCAACUAAUUUUAAAGGGUGACUUUCUCCCCUGUUUUAAAGUUUUGUUGAUUUUUCCUUUGCCCUAAUAAAAUGGAAUUUUCUGCUUUAUAGUGAUGAAACGUCCUUUAUGUAACCUAACUAACCCUCACAAGAGGAAAAAAGAAACAAAAUACCACUAACCCUUUCUAACUCCAGGUAUAGGUGUUUCAAACUGGAAGGGGGGGGGGGAGGCAAAAGGGAGUUUGAUUGACGGUUUCUAUAGAAACCGCAGAUCCUCCGCCCCCAAAAUGUGAAAUGGCCAAUGAGGGGGCUCGGCUGGGCCAGCAGGCUGCUUGUGCCAUAUAGUAUGCAGCUAGCCGAGGAGUCACGUUGGGGGGAGCCGCGGAGAGGAGCGAUCCGUUUACACUACUUUGCUAGAGCAGCUAUCUUAAUGGUUACUGCGUGGCCGGGAGGAAACCUGAUCGGCUAGAUCCAGCCGAAAGCAGGAGGAGUGGACUUUGCGGAGAGAGAGAACAAGGGGGGGAAACAUGUCUUCUGCCUCCCCCGCAGACAAGCUCCCGAGCGCGAUCAAGCAGGAGAAUGUGAUGGAAAUCCUCUCCGAAGCAGGCACGGUGCCCCGGGACAAGGCAGUCCUCACCCCUGCCCCCCCCCCCCCGCCUGCCCCUGCCCCUUUCCCCAUGGAGCAAGCGGGCUCCGCUGCUAGGGAGGAGGGAGCUGCAGAUCAGAUACUGCUCCACACGGAACUUUUGGCCAGGAAUCACCAUGCUGCUGCCGCCUCCUCUCCCUCCUCCUCCUCCUCCUCCCAGACCCCCCUGGCUUUCUCCCCGGAUCAUGUAGCGUGUGUCUGCGAGGCGCUGCAGCAAGGUGGGAACCUGGACCGCCUGGCCAGAUUCCUGUGGUCUUUGCCCCAGAGCGACCUGCUACGUGGCAACGAGAGCCUGAUGAAAGCCCGGGCGCUGGUGGCUUUCCACCAGGGCAUCUACGCGGAGCUCUACAGCAUCCUGGAGGGCCACAGCUUCGACUCCGCCAACCACCCGCUGCUGCAGGAGCUGUGGUACAAGGCGCGCUACACCGAGGCGGAGCGAGCCCGGGGCAGACCCCUGGGGGCGGUGGACAAGUACCGGCUGCGGAGGAAGUUCCCGCUGCCCCGCACCAUCUGGGACGGCGAGGAGACGGUGUACUGCUUCAAGGAGAAGUCCCGCAACGCGCUCAAGGAGCUCUACAAGCAGAACCGCUACCCCUCGCCGGCCGAGCAGCGCAACCUGGCCAAGCUCACCUGGCUCUCUCUGGACUCAAAACCUAUGAAUAAUGUCACUGUAAUGAAAUACCAUAUUUCUGUCUUUCCUCAUAGCGAGUCAGAUGGCAACCCUAGCACAGAAGAUGAAUCCAGUAAGGGACAGGAGGAUUUAUCUCCACAUCCACUCCCCAACUCGUCCGACGGAGCUACCAGCCUCAGCCUUCCCAAUCACAUGGAACCGGUGUACAUGCAGCAGCUUGGAAACGCUAAAAUAUCUUUAAGUUCUUCUGGCGUUUUGCUGAAUGGAAACCUAGUGCCUGCCAGUACUUCUUCUGUCUUUCUUAAUGGGAGCUCUUUUCUCCAGGGACCUAAUGGAGUAAUCCUCAAUGGUCUCAAUAUGGGGACUUCACAGGCAGUAACUUUAAAUCCACCCAAAACAACUUCAAGUGCUGUAAGCAAUGGCGUGUCAAUCACUGACAUAUUGGUGUCUUCUUCUGAAGAUGUCAAGGACUUCAAAAUCCUCCAGGCUUCUGUGUCUAACUCGGCAGCAGCACCCACAACAUACAGUCCCAGUAAUGUACCUGUCUCAUUCCCAGGGUUAAUACCGAGCACUGAGGUGAAAAGGAAAAGCAUACAAACUGUUGCUUCUCAGGAUGGAGGGUCUGUAGUUACUUUUACUGCUCCUGUCCAAAUAAACCAGUAUGGCAUUGUCCAGAUCCCUAAUUCAGGAACAAAUGGCCAGUUGCUUAAUGGAACCGUCGGGUUUUCUCCUCUGCAGCUGCCUCCUGUUUCUGUGGCAGCUUCACAAGGUAACAUUUCCAUAAAUCCAAGUACGUCAGAUGGGGGGACUUUUACAAGUGAUUCUUCAACAGUGCAGCAAGGAAAGGUUUUCUUUAGUCCUCUUGCUCCCAGUGCAGUGGUGUAUACAGUUCCCAAUUCAGGUCCAGCAAUCGGAUCUGUAAAACAAGAAGGAUUGGAAAGAAGCCUUGUGUUUUCUCAAUUAAUGCCAGUCAGUCCGAAUACACAGCUAAAUGUAUCUUCUGAAAAUGUUUCUGGUGGAGGCCUCCAGUCCAUGGCUUCCUCUUUAGUAAAUGUAACACCCUCACAUAAUUUUUCCCUAGCUCCGCCUUCUCUUUUAAAUGCUGCAGAACUGAACUCUGAUAUCUCAGAGAGUCAGUCUAUGUCAGCCUCUGUAACAAAUACAUCUACUGUGAUAUCAAUCAGCAACACUAACUAUGCAACUCUUCAGAACUGUUCCCUCAUCACCAGUCAAGACCUCAUGUCAAUUACUACAGUGCAGCCUACACUCGGGGAAAUAGUUUCUACAACUGGAGACCAUGUCACUCAUCCAUCUGCACAAGUUCACCCGGAUUUUGUCAGAGAGCACAGGUUAGUUCUGCAGUCAGCACCUGAUGUCAAGGAAAAUUUCUUAUCCAAUUCUGAGAGUAAGUCAACCAGCAAUUUAAUGCUGCUGGACACAAAAUCCAAAUACGUUAUGAGCAAUAUGGUUGACACGGUCUGUGAAGAACUGGAAACGGACAAAAAAGAGCUUGCCAAACUCCAGACAGUUCAGAUGGAUGAAGAUAUGCAAGAUUUGUAACUUAUUCUUGCUUUUGGUUUCAGUAGAUAAGUCUCCUCACAAGGCCCUAAAAAGCACCAUGAUUUUUCUCAUUUAAAGAUAGUAGUAAUACCGCUGAAAACAGAAGAACAUUUGAAUAAUCUGCAUUAAAGCACAUGGGAAUUUACAAUAGUGAAAUUAGGUUGCCACAUUUUGUUUGCAUGCAGUAUGCUCUUUUAAUAAAAUUAAGGGAGGCAGGUUAGAGGAAACAAGAUAAACAACCAAGCAAAUAUGUGUUGCUCUGGUUUUACUAAUAUAACCCUAAUAGUUUAUCUAGAAUCUCCAUGCCACAACAUAAUUUCAAAAAUAAGUCCACAUUCUUCAUACUAGCAAGGAAAAUGAAAUGUUUUUAUAAAAAUGUAGAAACAAUGCAGUUUUUGUUGUUUACUCCUAGUCCACGGGCAUUGAACAGAUUUUAAGAAACUAGACGAUACCUCACAAGCUACUUUAAUGGUGUUUGAGGUUAAGAAACUGAACACAAUUGCAAAUAAUAUUGUCACUGUUUUUUUUUCCCAGCAGACUUCUGUUCAUCCCAAAAAUCUUGCUUCAAACUUUUGCAGAUUUCUAAAUGUUAUGACUAGCAUUUUGCCAGUUCAGCUGGGGAGGGAAGGAUUUGAAACACUAAUUAUGCAACUCUAAAGCUUUCACUCCAGUAUGAAUGUAAAUAUUCCAGUUAUUACAAAGGAGACUUUUUUAUUGGUACAGUGGAUUUUAUUUAUGCUUUAUAUUGGUCUCUUUCACUUUAGAUACAGUGCAUUGAAAUGUUUUCUGACUGUUUAAUUUAUUUUUAUUGUUUGAACAGGAAGUAAACAAUUAUUUACAACAAGGUUUUACUUUUUUGUAGGGUGGUCAAGCAAUGAGUUUUAUCAAUAGAGGUUGUAAAAGUACAAUGUUAAUCACACUGAAACUAGAAAAUGAACUCCCAGUAUUGCAAGAUUGGAACAUUUUUCGCUCCCAUAUUUGUGUUUGGUUUUUUGGGGUUUUUUUGUUAUGUUUUGUUUACUUAGUAAUUUUCAAAUUAGUGAAAAGUUUUAUGUAUUUUUUACAGAAUUCUACGUGCCUUUCUUCUUAGUGGCCUUAUAUUCUUGUUACUAAAGCACAGUGGCAGGAGGAAUGAAAACACGUGUGCAAUUAUCCAUCCUCAGGGCCAGAUUAUGCCCAUCUUACUCUUGUGAGUAGCUCCAUUUAAGUUAAUGUGCCUACUUCCCUGAGUAAGACAAGUUGGUCUCUGGGGCAUUUUGGGUGAAAUCAGUUGUGUGAGGAGUCAGAGUAAGGCCCUCUGCAUCAUUUAAGUUUGCAGAGGAGGGUUCACAGAGGUACUGUGGGCAGAGCAACAAAGAAGAAAACCUUCAUGUAGGCCAGCACAGACAACUAUGAUUGGCUAGGCCAGGGAAGAAAGUUCUAUAUUUACAAGGUUCCGAUGGCCCUGAUGCUCCAUGCAACUGGUGUGAAGGCGCUUUCUUCAACUGGGGCCUUAAGCUGCAACAGAAACCCCUAAUGGUUAGAGGGAGCUGUGCGGGGAAGACAGUGUUUGCUAGCUGUGAGCUGAGGAAAGAUUUCAGUUUCCUAGCCCUCUGCAAGCCAUCCACAUACGUCCCAAACACUCAGCUCCAUACGGAUAGAGCAGAUUUCACCAUUUGUCUAUAGGAUUUUUUUUAACUUGAAAAAUCACAACCUUAAGCUUUAAUAAUAAUAAUUAUUAAUUAAUAAUGAAGAUCUAUGAAGAACUUCUCACUGUUGAUAUUUUUAACUCUAUAUGAAUAAAAACAAUAAUUGAAGCAUGCAUGAGUCAUAAAAGGCCUGACUCAAAGCCCAUUAAAAUCAGGAGAAAGACUUUCAAAGACUUCAGUGGGCUUUUGUUGAGGCCUACAUGAACUGAUACAGAACAUCUUUUGCACACACACACAAAAAAAAGACCAAAACAAUUUAAAGGACAACAAAGAGAGAUAAUAUCAGUUCUGUCCAGGAGCAUCCCUGUCUCAUUCUCUCUUGAUAGCUAACUUGUUUUAUCAAAAAUGUUUAGAGAAGUGGCUUUUCCCACUGUGUGACACUGUUUUGCACUAUAUUGCAUACAAUUUGUUCUUGUAAGUAACAGCAUGGAACCUCUAAGCUGACCUGCGAAGAAUUGUUUCAUUCAACAUUGCAGCCUGAGGUUUGGGGAAGGGACAGGAUGGAGGAAUAUGUUCUGUAAGAAGAGAUCAUUGAGGCUUUCCAGUGUAUAUGGAGAAAAGAAAGCAGCUAGCCAGUUGGCUACUUCCCUGACUAGCAUAAAUGUUGUUAAAAGUAAGCAAUUUAAAACAUUUAAUUAUUAUUAAAAACAUGGAGCCACAAAAUGCCCUGAGUCUGCAGGCAUGCCUCCCACUGACCUGAGGCAUGGUUUGAGCACAGGAUAGAAAGUUAGGCCUGGUCUACACUAGACCAGAAAGUUCAGCUUAAGGUUAGCAACUCCAGCUACGUAAAAUGCGUAGCUGGAGUCGGGUUACCUUAAGCUGAACCUUGGCAGUGUCCAUGCUGCAGGAGGCUGAUGGUAGCAAAUGCUCCCAUUGGCUUCCCUUAUUCCUCGCAAAAGGAGUAGUACUGGACACGGCCGGGAGUUGCCCUCAGCAUUCAAUGUACAGGUCUAUACUACACCUGCUAAAUCGAAUGCCAGAAAAUCGACCCCCCCGGAAUGUCGAUCUUUCAGUAAGUAUAAACAUAACCUUAGGGACCUAAGAAUUCCAGUCCUUGCUCUGACACUGUUUCUUCCUGUAGUAUCUGAGCAUCUCACAUACACCCUCUAUGGCCUGGGACAAGUCAUGUGACCCUCCUGCUUCAGUUCAUCCAUCCAUAAAAUGAGGAUAACAAUAAUAAUUAUCCAUUUUGCAAGAAUCUUGCAAGAAUUAAUUUGUUAAUGUUUGAAGAAUAGAGACACUAUAUGUUAUUAUGUAUUAUAUUUUUACAUGAAUGGAAAUUGUAUGCAUGGAUUGAAAGCUGUGUGUGGCUCUAGAGGUUGUUCUGAGCCUCAUGUUUUGUUCUGCAAAGCUCAAACUGUCUUUAGAGGGAAGUUAGUGAAUAUUUCAUAUAACUUUCUCAGCUGUUAAAACAAUCAGAUAUUAUAAUAGAAUUGCUAUGCUGUUCUGCCAGCACACAUGCUGCUGGUAACUUUUCUGUUUGUAUUAACUAUGUUACUGAGGCAAUGAAUUACAAUGCAUUUUGGUUGACAUGAAAAUGGUAUUUGUCAAUCAGUGGUGCAUAUCUCAGAAUGUCUGGUACUUUUAACAAGAGUAUUGCCUGUCCUACAUAAUGCAGGGACAGCAAGAGGUGCAAAAAUGUCAGAUAAGUCUAUUCUAGUCUUCCAGGAAGCAAGUAAUUUAUUUUCUCUUUACUUCUCUUCCCCAUCAAAAAUAAGUGUCAUUCCCUCCAUAUGAUCUAAUAAUAAUCUCUGUUUUCUGCAGGUACACAUAUGCAUAAUGCGUGUCAUUGCCCAAUACAGUGUUUUUAUAGUGGCUAUUUAAAUAGUAUUUUUACUCCUACAGUAAAAAAAAGGGUCAGUUUAUUACAAUGUGGUCCUUAAAUAUCUGCCCAGACAAGCAGAUUACCUGCCUUCUUUACACAGUAUACACAGCCCUUUACAGUAUUUAGGGUCAGAACUUCAACUGCUGUAAAUAGGCAAAGUCCCCAAAGCAGCUUUGAAAAUCUCUGCUUUAUAGUCUUUACAGUGAUGCUCUCUUGUUUAAAUGGAAGACAUACUUACAAUAUUUUGGUCAAGUAAAAUAUCCUUUUCCCCCUCUUCCAUUUAAUGUGGAUGAAUAUAAAGGUACACUUAAACUUUACAUAUGAAGUAUGUGUGCUAUAAUUUUUUACUUGUAAAUUGAAAAGCAGGUUGGCAUCACAUCAUGUCCAUCUACAGGAAGUGCACAAUGACCUAAAGUUAAGCCCCCCUCAAUCGUACAGGAAAUGUUGCCAAAUUCUGCUAAAUCUUUGACUGGAUUCUAUAGAAAUUUUGGGGAAAUAUGAAAGCUCAUUAAGCACAUUUUUCAAAAUGUCAAAGUUUUUGAACAAUUUUAUUAUUUUUCUUAAUUUCACCCUGAUGUUGCUGAGAACCAGAAGACUCAUUAAUGUUAGCAGAGCAUCCAGGUAGUUGCCUCCUUCAGUCUUGCAGUCCAGUGAAGUAUUCUUUCAACUGACUCCACCCACACCGAAUAAACAUGUUUAUGGACCCAGUUAGGACACAUCCUCAGCUGGUGUUAAUCCGCAGAAAUCCACUGAAGUUAACAGAGCUAUGUCAGAUUACACCAGCUCAUUUCACUGGAGUUAUACCAGGUUUGAAUUUGGCCCAAUAUAUAGUGCCAGUAAUGAAUUAACUAACAAGGUUGAUCUAUUCUUAGUGUUGACAUCAGAUUUCCAAGUUAACACCCUAUUGAAAUUAAUGGGGCAGUUUACAAUUCUUAGAAUUAUUGUUUCAUUAUGUCUGUGGACUAUGGAAGACAGAAGUCCAUUGAUUCAAAUUAAGAAAAUUGUUUUCCCGACCAUAACUGCUAGAAUAAUUUCUUGAAACAAAAGCUUAAAUUCUCCCAAAUCUACGGUGAGGCAAUAAGGGCUAUGUUCUGUAACUAAAAAACUUAUAUACCCCCAUUGAUUGCAAAUACGUUACAGGGGACAGAAUUUGGCUCAUAUUGGUAGGGAAUGCUUGGAAAAGUCCCCAUGCAUAGAUUUCCAGGGCCCGUGCACCUUUAAUAACGAAAAUUAUGUAUCCCGCCUGCUUCUUUUGAAACAAGUGUAUGGAACUCCAAUAGGCAUGUGUCAUAGUAUCAUGAUCAGGAAAUAUCUGAAGUUGUUAAAAUAUUAAUAAUUUUGAAACAAUGAAAAGAAAAUAGUGAAAUUUUUAGAAGAAGAAACAUGAAGUCUUCCUGUAUCUCUUAGAAAUCCUACCCUGAAGAUAUUUUAUAUCUAACUUAUACAUUUCAUAUAAUAUAAAACUACCUUCUUACAUUUCUACACUCAAGGAGCAUGUGGAUCUUUUGGCUUUCAGGAUUCACAUUCAAAGGGUAUUCAUUAUUUUGCUGCAUGUACUGUUUGUCCAGAACUAACCAGUUAUUUCUGUAAUCAGUAUGGGUUUAUUGUGCCUUACCAGAAAGAUGAAAUCUUCACGGAAUGUAUGCAUUGGGGUAGAAAAUAAAUAGAAGUCUUUACUGCACCAUUCAGUGAUGGUAUACAAACCUAUCACCAAACCUUUUUCUGCUUAUGACCCAACCAAAGAGAUCUAAGGUGUGUAAGUUUGUGGUACUGUAAUAGGGGUUUGUGCCUGGACAGUUAAGUGUUUUAUUUGUAUUCUGAGAUGAUGUGAACUUAUUUUUCUAAACACUAUACUGAAUAAACUUUAUAUUUAUACACA
This is a messenger RNA of Pelodiscus sinensis (Chinese soft-shelled turtle), 8822 nucleotides long. NCBI's taxonomy places the organism in Eukaryota, Metazoa, Chordata, Testudines, Trionychidae. The record is from RefSeq and is a predicted model, not a curated record.